AUGGUUAGACAUAUCCCAUAUCUUUUCGUUUAUGAAAAUAUUUCAACCUCACAUGCAACCGCAAAACAUGUAAACUGUUUCAAUUUUAUUUUGUUCGAACCAAGUAGCCUGUUUCAGCGCUGGAUUUAUAGGGAUCUCAAGGUCAAAAUUAUUUCGUACAAGUUAUCGCCCACUAACAACAAAACGAUCAAUAGUCAUCUCAAAUGA
Messenger RNA from Trichobilharzia regenti, 207 nucleotides. Lineage: Eukaryota; Metazoa; Platyhelminthes; Trematoda; Strigeidida; Schistosomatidae. The record is from the annotation of a GenBank genome assembly.